CUCCCAACUCCAGUCUUCAGUCCUCUGCGAGCUUCAGUGACACGGCCGCUAGCGACGACGACAUGAACGCCACUGGACUAUUGGUGCCUGUGCUCCCACGUCGCCGCUCCCCUGAAACCGCAAAGCAUUCCACCAACCACUCGCCGUCAGUCUGUCGCCGCACUGACGCAGCAGCUUCCAACGGCGGGGGCUCACGCACGCGGCACCCCUCCCCCAUGGAGUCGCAGUGGCUGCGGGUCCUGGACACCGCGCGCCUGUCGCCACACGCCCCAGCGCCGCUCCCACUCUCCGUCCUCGACGCCGACCGCAACGUGCUCGACGUCACCUUCCGCACGCUCCGCUUCUUCCCGCCUCCCCCACCGCCCGUCGACCCCUUCGCGGUCCUCACCCGCGCGUUCGCCGCCGCGCUCGGCCUCUUCCCCGCGCUCACGAGCUGCGUCGUCCUCGCGGCGUCUGUUCUGUCGGCAGCCGACGUCGACACCGACAGCCCUGGAUCGGUGCUGCUCGACUGCCUCGCGCCAGGGGACGGCAAUGGCGGCAGCGGCGCGGAUGGCCUGGCGCUAGCGCUUCAGGCCACGCGGUUCGCGUGCGGUGGCGUCGCGCUCGGGAUGCGGGUGGCGCACGCGCUCUGCGAUGGCGCGAGCGCCACCAAGUUCCUUGCCGCCGCUGCGCGGUUCGCGCGUGGGAUGGGUCCACCCGACGUGGCGCCGGUGUGGGAACGUCGAGAGCUGCUGGGGCUGAGGCAGCCGUCUCGCGUGGCGACGCCGGUGUUCGACCGUGUCCUCGAGCUCGCACGCGGCGUCCUCGGCGAUGGGGCUGACAAGCACGGCCGGCGGUGGCGUCGGCGGCUGGGGUGCAAAUGCGCGCCCGGACACGCUCCAGGACUGGGAUAGGAAUCCAGUGGGGAGCAGUUUAGGCGAUUGGGGAAGAAUCCGUCUCCCGCGUAUAUGCGGGGUGACGAAGGUAUUUUUAGCGUCCGCGUAUUUUUACAGGAAGGAUGGGGAAGCUGUUGGAGGACAUACUGUUUCGUGUACAUUCGCUAAUGCCAAUGUGUGAAGCUGCUCGUGCUGCUUGCCUAUCUCGCGCCUUUCUACAUUCAUGGAGAUGUCAUCCCAAUCUCAUCUUUAUAAGAACACGAUUGGUUUGAAGAAAAAUGCAUAUGGAGAGAAUUUCCACCACAAAAUUAGCCACAUUCUUAGGAACCACUCAGGCAUUAGCUUGAAAACAUUCAAGCUUGACUACAGUGGCAUGUGCAGGUUUGAUGGAACUAGUUAUCUUGAUAAUUGGCUUCAAAUUGCUCUUAAAC
Molecule: messenger RNA, 1306 nt
Organism: Setaria italica (foxtail millet)
Lineage: Eukaryota; Viridiplantae; Streptophyta; Magnoliopsida; Poales; Poaceae
Product: 3'-N-debenzoyl-2'-deoxytaxol N-benzoyltransferase-like
Exons: 2
Coding region: 63-893 (276 amino acids)
Source: RefSeq, a predicted model, not a curated record